CUUCUCUCAUUGCGUUUUCAAUCUCUUUCCCCCCAAGAUAUUUGUCACACAUCAUGAAGCAGGCCCAAGUCACCGCCUGGGGAGAGCCGCCCAAGUAUGUGGAUGUGGCCGACCUAGGCUCUCCCAAACCUGGUGAGGUGCAGCUCCGAGUCCUGGCCUGCAGCAUCCAUCAACUUGUGAGAGGCCGGGCAACCGGCACUCACUAUAGCGCACACACGCUCCCGCACAUUCCCGGCACAGACGGCGUUGGUCAGACUUCUGACGGCAAGCUUGUCUACUUCAGCGCAAUGAGCGAGACGGGAGGCUCGAUGACAGAGAUGAUCAACGUGGCGGUCGAGAGAACAGUCCCGGUUCCAGAUGGAGCGGAUCCAGUACAGGUCGCCGGUCUGGUCAAUCCUGUCAUGGCAAGCUGGCUGGGCCUGUCGGUGCGGACGAGUGGACUGGAAGCGGGCUUCACGGUCGUCGUUCUCGGGGCUACAGGUGUGUCAGGAGCCGCGUCCGUGGGUGUCGCCCGUGCCUUGGGUGCAGGCAAGGUUAUUGGUGCUGCAAGGAGCGCCGCCAAGUUGGCUGGGCUAGGUCUGGACGGUGCAAUCGAGCUGGCAAAUGAUCCGAGCCAGACAGACUGGAGCACUGCGUCGGAUGCGGAUGUCAUCCUAGACUUCCUGUAUGGUCCUGGCACGCUCUCCCUCCUUGCGGCGCUGAAGCCGACCAAACCCGUGCAAUAUGUUCAGAUUGGCACGAUGGCGAAGUCCACCAUGGAUCUGCCUGGGGAUCUGCUCAGGAGCAAGAAUAUCACCUUGCGCGGCACGGGCCCGGGUGCCUGGCAGAUGAAGGACUUCGCAAGAGAAGCCCCAGAUAUGAUCAAGGCCAUCGCUUCAGGAAAGAUUCAGCCCGGCAAGUUCCAGGAGGUCAAGAUGGCAGAUAUCGAGACGGCGUGGAACCAAAAGGGAGGUGAUCGAAUAAUUAUCACUCCCUGAAAGCAUCGACUGGGGAACCCAUUGCCUUUUUGAAAUGUAGACUGCCACACCGAUCACUUUAUAUAGCAGACUCAUAGGAUGCAAAUCUUGAGUGGAUGUGCUUGUCUGAAGGGGCAAGAAGAAAUCAUUUCGGCCUGGUUGGCUCUCGAGUGCUGCAAAAUUUAUCACAUAUCAAUCUUG
Cryphonectria parasitica EP155 is the source of this 1157-nucleotide messenger RNA. RefSeq names its product GroES-like protein. The coding region runs from base 54 to 977 and encodes 307 amino acids. The transcript is spliced from 2 exons. Lineage: Eukaryota; Fungi; Ascomycota; Sordariomycetes; Diaporthales; Cryphonectriaceae. The record is from RefSeq and is a predicted model, not a curated record. Gene Ontology annotation, molecular function: oxidoreductase activity.